Molecule: messenger RNA, 799 nt
Organism: Venturia canescens
Lineage: Eukaryota; Metazoa; Arthropoda; Insecta; Hymenoptera; Ichneumonidae
Product: odorant receptor 67c-like
Exons: 6
Coding region: 27-587 (186 amino acids)
Biological process (GO): sensory perception of smell; detection of chemical stimulus involved in sensory perception of smell
Cellular component (GO): plasma membrane
Molecular function (GO): odorant binding; olfactory receptor activity
Source: RefSeq, a predicted model, not a curated record
UCGAUUCUCUGUUUUUCAACGGUACGAUGCCAGGGGAAUUUUUGUACCCAGCUUACUAUUUUGGCUUAGACAUGCAGAAGCAUUUUUUUUUCUGUGUGGGACACAUGGGAAUCUCUGUUGUGGCAAUUGCAUUUAUCAUUGCUGCCUGUGAUACUCUGUUCUUCAUUAACGUACAACACGCGUGUGGAAUAUUCGCUGCCAUAGGACUGAAAUUAAUACGCUUGGGAGAGAAUGAAGAAUCAACGGAGUACCAAACGGACACGGAUUUCAGGGACCUGAGAACGUGCAUUGCCAGACACAGCCGUGGGAUUGAGUUCGCGGAACUCAUUGAAUCAACUUACUCGAUAACUUUCUCUCUCAUCACGGUAGUCAAUGUAAUAGGAAUGAGUCUGACGGGAAUUCAGAUUCUUAUAUCGCAAGAUGAUCUACGUGCCACGGUGAAAUGGAUUCUCUAUUUCGGUGUGGAAUUGAUACAUCUCUUUAUGGAAUGUUAUAUUCCACAAAUUUUGAUGGACCACAGUAUAAACAUACGUAACACUACGGGGGAAAAUGGUACAAUAUUUCGUCGAAGUCACAGAAGCUUUUGACUCUCAUGAUGUUGCGCUGUAACAAACCGUGCAAACUGACGAUUAGCAAAAUCUGUAACAUGUCACUACAAACUUUUGUCUCGGUCUGUAGAAAAACCUGGUCAUAUUUCAUGGUUCUCCGAUCUUUCCAAUAAUGAUCGAACAAUGGCAGACAAACGGACACGCAGAUUUGAAUGUUCAAAAGAGUAGUGAUCGCAAAUCAAUAUGUACGA